AUGUUUACAACCAAAACUUCUAAAUCUCCAAACUUAAGCUUACAUUGUCCAAUCCCCUUUGGGAUGGGAGAAACUAAAAAUGGGAGUCCACAUGGAAUUAUUAUGGUGGAGGAGGACAAUUUUAUGAUGAUAACAGGUAACGAUAUAAUUCAUGAUCUAGAAAAUUUGAUAGAAUGCAUUGGAUUAGUUGGUGAUUAUAGAGUUACUCAACGGAAGGAAAGCCAAAAUCUUGUUCGACGAAUAAAGCUAAUGCAUCUUCUAUUGGAGGAAAUGAAGGAGAUCGAUAUUGAUUCUCUUCCAAAUUCAGCUCAUGCUUCCUUAUGUAAUUUGAGAAAGGCUCUUCUGUGUGCAAAAAAAUUGCUAAAAACUUGUGCCGAGAGUAGCAAGAUUUAUCUGGCACUUGAGCGUGAGGCGGUUACAGGCAUGUUUCAUUCAGUGAAUGCAAAAUUAAGCCAAACUGUGGAUGACAUUCCUUACGAGGAUCUCAAUAUAUCCGAUGAGGUCAAAGAACAGACAGAGCUUAUGGGUCAACAACUUAAAAGAGCUAAGAAAAGAACGGACACACAAGACAUGGAGCUUGCCAUGGAUAUGAUGGUUGUAUUUAACAAAGAAGAUGACCGAAAUGCUGACAUUGCCAUCAUUGAGAGGCUAGCAAAGAAGCUAGAUUUAGGGACUCCCGAGGAACUAAGGGCAGAAACGAAAGCUGUGAAAAAGCUUUUAAAGGACAAAAGGGCUGAAGAACAAAUGCAAAUUAUCUUCGAUGUGCUUAACAAAUUCAAACAAAUUGCUGGAGUUGAAGAAACAGAUUUGAUGCUUGAAGAUCAUACUAUUACUAAUAAGACAUCAGAACAACAACCAACCAUCAAGAGCCCUACUUCAGAAAUUCCUCAAGAAUUCCUUUGUCCAAUCACUUUGGAAAUCAUGACUGAUCCUGUUAUUGUUGCAACAGGACAGACGUAUGAAAGGGAAAGUAUUCAGAAAUGGCUAGACUCAAAUCACAGAACAUGUCCAAAAUCAGGACAAGUAUUAGAACACUUAUCAUUGGCUCCAAACUACGCACUAAAGAACCUUAUCUUACAAUGGUGUGAGAAGAACAAGAUACAACUACCGCAAAAAAAAGAUCCAUCAUCCUCCCCACAUAACCCAGCGGAUGAUCCAUCCUCACCCGAACACAUAUCAACCAUCAAUUCACUCAUCCAAGACCUCUCCUUAACUCACCUCGAUGUUCAGCGAGAAUCCGUCCAUAAGCUCCGAUUACUCUCCAAGGAAUCCCCAGAAAAUCGAAUCGUAAUCGCCGAGAGUUCAGGGAUCCCUCCAUUAAUCAAACUCCUAUCAUACCAGGACUCAAAAAUCAAAGAACAUGCAGUUACAACACUACUUAACCUCUCUAUUGAUUGCACCAACAAGAAGCUCAUAACUGAACAUGGAGCUAUCCCUACUAUUAUAGAAGUCCUUCAAAAUGGUAACAUGGGAACCAAGGAAAAUGCAGCAGCAACCCUAUUUAGUCUUUCCAUGCUAGACGAGAAUAAAGUUACCAUUGGAUUAUCUGAUGGAAUACCUCCAUUAGUAAACUUGUUAGCUAAUGGUACAGUUAGAGGUAAAAGAGAUGCAGCAACCGCGUUGUUUAAUCUAAGUCUUAACACCAUGAAUAAAGCUCGAGCAGUCGAAGCAGGGAUCAUUAAACCGUUGAUGAAUUUGCUCGAAGAUAACGAGUUAGGGAUGAUCGAUGAGGCGCUCUCGAUUUUGUUACUCCUUGUUUCACAUCCUCAAGGUAGGCAAGAAAUCGGGCAACUCUCAUUCAUUCAAGCUUUGGUUGAUUUUAUGGGAGGUGAUGGUACACCUAAAAAUAAAGAAGGGGCAGCAGCAAUAUUGCUUGAGUUAGGGUUAAAUGGUGGAUCAUCAUUCUUGCUUGCUGCGCUUCAAUUUGGAGUUUAUGAGUGUUUAGUUGAUAUUUCUCAAAGUGGGACUAAUAGAGGGCAAAGGAAAGCUUGUUCAAUUUUGCAACUUAUGCGCCAAUAUGAACAAAUUCCUUAG
This is a messenger RNA of Beta vulgaris subsp. vulgaris (sugar beet), 2034 nucleotides long. Its product is annotated as U-box domain-containing protein 15. Gene Ontology annotation, biological process: protein ubiquitination; cell surface receptor signaling pathway. Bases 1 to 2034 code for a protein of 677 amino acids. Gene Ontology annotation, molecular function: protein binding; ubiquitin-protein transferase activity. The record is from RefSeq and is a predicted model, not a curated record. NCBI's taxonomy places the organism in Eukaryota, Viridiplantae, Streptophyta, Magnoliopsida, Caryophyllales, Amaranthaceae. Gene Ontology annotation, cellular component: nucleus; cytoplasm. The transcript is spliced from 4 exons.